This is a messenger RNA of Acomys russatus (golden spiny mouse), 2214 nucleotides long. RefSeq names its product UDP-glucuronosyltransferase 2A1. Gene Ontology annotation, molecular function: UDP-glycosyltransferase activity. Lineage: Eukaryota; Metazoa; Chordata; Mammalia; Rodentia; Muridae. The coding region runs from base 1 to 2214 and encodes 737 amino acids. The record is from RefSeq and is a predicted model, not a curated record. The transcript has 7 exons.
AUGUUGAAAAACAUUCUACUGUGGUAUCUUCAGAUAAGUCUCCUAGGAAUGAGUCUUGGGGGUAAUGUUCUCAUCUGGCCAAUGGAAGGCAGUCACUGGCUAAAUAUUAAGAUAAUAAUAGAUGAACUCAUCAGGAAAGAACAUAAUGUGACUGUCCUUGUUGCGUCUGGGGCACUUUUUAUCACACCAUCAAUUAGCCCGUCUCUGACAUUUGAGAUAUAUCCAGUGCGCUUUGGCAAGGAAAAAAUCGAAAGUGUGAUCAAGGACUUUGUUUUGACAUGGCUGGAAAACAGGCCUUCUCCUUCAACUAUCUGGACAUUCUAUAAGGAAAUGGCCAAAGUCAUUCAUGAGUUCCAUUUGGUGUCCAGAGGUAUCUGUGAUGGAGUUCUUAAAAAUGAAAAGCUGAUGGCCAAGCUGAAGAAAGGAAAGUUUGAAGUACUGAUAUCAGACCCAGUAUUUCCCUGUGGUGAUAUCGUUGCGUUAAAACUAGGAAUUCCAUUUAUCUAUUCCUUGCGGUUUUCUCCUGCAUCUACAGUGGAAAAGCACUGUGGAAAGGUCCCAUUCCCUCCUUCCUAUGUUCCUGCCAUUUUGUCAGAACUCACAGACCAGAUGUCUUUCACUGACCGAGUAAGAAACUUCAUCUCCUACCGAAUGCAGGACUACAUGUUUGACACCCUUUGGAAGCAAUGGGAUUCCUAUUAUAGUAAAGCUUUAGAUGGCAGCCAUUGGUUAAAUAUUAAGAUCCUUCUUGAAGAGUUGAUUCAAAGAAAUCACAGUGUGACUGUACUGGCUUCAUCAGAAACUUUAUUUAUCAACUCCACUCCUGAUGCCUUCAUACAUUUUGAAGAGAUUCCAGUUUCCUACACAAAAAGCCACAUAGAUGAAAUAAUUGAGCAUAUGAUAGCACUGUGGCUAAACCACAGGCCAACACCUCUCACAAUGUGGACUUUCUACAAAGAACUAGGAAAGUUCUUUGAUACUUUCUAUAAAAUUAACCUGCAGAUCUGUGAUGGCGUAUUAAACAAUCCCACACUAAUGGCAAAACUUCAAAAGGGUGGCUUCGAUGUGUUAAUAGCUGACCCAGUAACGAUCUGUGGCGACCUCGUGGCUCUGAAAUUGGGAAUUCCAUUUGUGUAUACUUUGCGGUUCUCUCCAGCCUUUACAGUGGAAAGGCACUGUGGGAAAAUCCCUUCACCAGUCUCUUACGUACCUGCAGCCUUGUCAGAGCUCACUGACCAGAUGUCCUUUGGUGAAAGGGUUAAGAACACCAUAUCUUAUUCUCUGCAAGACUUUAUAUUUAUGUCCUACUGGGGAGGAUGGAAUUCAUACUACAGCAGAAUUCUAGGAAAACCCACCACAUUAUGUGAGACUAUGGGGAAAGCUGAAAUUUGGCUAAUGAGAACAUAUUGGGAUUUUGAAUUUCCCCGUCCAUAUUUACCUAAUUUUGAGUUUGUGGGAGGACUGCACUGCAAACCUGCCAAGGCUUUACCUAAGGAAAUGGAAGAAUUUGUCCAGACCUCAGGGGAACACGGUAUUGUGGUAUUUUCUCUGGGGUCAAUGGUAAAAAACCUGACAGAAGAAAAGGCCAAUCUCAUUGCCUCAGCCCUUGCCCAGAUUCCUCAGAAGGUUUUGUGGCGAUACAAAGGAAAAUUACCAGCCACAUUAGGACCCAAUACGAGGCUGUUUGAUUGGAUUCCUCAGAAUGAUCUUCUUGGACAUCCCAAAACCAGGGCCUUUAUCACCCAUGGUGGAACAAAUGGAAUCUACGAGGCCAUUUACCAUGGGAUCCCGAUGGUGGGAGUUCCCAUGUUUGCUGAUCAGCCUGACAAUAUUGCUCACAUGAAGGCCAAGGGAGCAGCCGUGGAGGUGGACAUGAACACAAUGACAAGUGCAGAUUUGCUCAAUGCUGUAAGAACAGUCAUCAAUGAUCCAUCUUAUAAGGAAAAUGCCAUGAGACUAUCAAGGAUCCACCACGACCAGCCCGUGAAGCCCCUGGACCGAGCCGUCUUCUGGAUUGAGUUUGUCAUGCGCCACAAAGGAGCCAAGCACCUUCGUGUAGCAGCCCAUGACCUCAGCUGGGUCCAGUACCACUCUCUGGAUGUGAUCGGGUUCCUGCUGGCCUGCGCGGCAUCUGCUAUAUUCUUGGUGGCAAAGUGUUGUUUGUUUAUAUUUCAAAAAGUGGUUAAGACAGGGAAGAAGAAAAAACGGGACUAG